This is a messenger RNA of Colletotrichum scovillei, 1080 nucleotides long. RefSeq names its product alcohol dehydrogenase GroES-like domain-containing protein. The record is from RefSeq and is a predicted model, not a curated record. The coding region runs from base 1 to 1080 and encodes 359 amino acids. NCBI's taxonomy places the organism in Eukaryota, Fungi, Ascomycota, Sordariomycetes, Glomerellales, Glomerellaceae. The transcript has 3 exons. Gene Ontology annotation, molecular function: oxidoreductase activity, acting on NAD(P)H.
AUGGGCAGUCUUUCGCAUCAAAAUUUUGUCCCUCCGACGACUCAGAAGGCCAUCGUGGUAAAUGGCAAGGACGAGGUCGUCAUCUGGGACGAGGCACCAUGUCCCAAGAUCCCAGCGGACCAAGUCAUGGUUCGCGUUGAGGCCGUCGGCCUCAAUCCGAGUGAUACCAAGAUGAGGGGAGCCUUUGCGACGAAGUUCGGCAUCCUAGGUGCAGAUUUCGCAGGAACCGUGGUCGCUGUGGGAGAUGAGGUUGACAAUAUCACGAUUGGCGAUAGGGUCUUUGGUGCCCAGAACGAGAUGUACGGAACCACGCCUGAGCGCGGUGCAUUCUGCGAGUACGCCGUGACUCGUGGUAAGAUGUGGACAAAGGUUCCAGAAUCUUGGAGCACUGAAGCUGCUGCAUCUCUGCCUGUAGGUGUAAGCACCGCCGGAAUCGCCAUGAAGCUGCUUGGCUUGCCUCUGCCCGGUCAAGGAGCUGCGAAGCCUGCCCAUGUAUUGGUCUAUGGGGCCAGUACAGCAACUGCUACAAUUGCCAUGCAAAUGCUGAAACUGUCCGGUCUCGAUCCGAUUGCUAUUUGUUCCCCGAAAAAUUUCGACCUAGCGAGAAGAAACCAGGCCGUAGAGGUUUUCGAUCGCAAUGACAAAGAGUUGGCGAAAAAGAUUAAAACAUACACGAAAGGAAACCUGAAAUAUGCCUUGGACUGCAUCACGACCGUCGAGUCUACCGCCUUUUGCUACGCUGCUAUCGGACGAGGCGGCGGCAAGUACGUGUCUCUUGACCCUUGGCAACAGCAUGCUGCGACUCGAAAAGUUGUCACCGCGGAUUUUACAGUCGGCCCUCGAAUCUUUGGGGAAGGAUGCACCUGGCCUGAGCCCUACAAGAGCGAUCCGUCGGAAGAACUGCGCGUCUUUGGGGUCUCUGUUUGGGAAACUGUAGAGAAGUUGAUCAACGAAGGAAAGUUGCAACAUCAUCCGCUUCGUGUUUUAGACGGUGGAUUCGAGGCAAUUCUGGCGGGGAUGGAAAUGGUCCGAAACAGGGUACUCUCUGGAGAGAAAGUAGUUGUACGCAUGAAUGCUUGA